CUGUGGGUGAGGAAGGCAGCUAAAGGUGCACAGGUACAAAGCAGUCACAUUCUCCCCUCCUUCCCUUCUCUGCUGUGGUUACAAUAAGGAAGUCCCCAUGUUUCUGUUUCCUUUUGCAUCUCUACAUUUAAAACAGGAAACUGCAUGUUACUGACGCAGAAGAAGAAGAAGAAGGGAACUUAGGGAGAUUAUUCUGAACAAGUGCACUGCCUGCAGAGUGGAGUGCAGCUGAAGAGGGUGCAGCGGGCACUGAACAGGGACACUCUGCUAACUGCAUCUCACUGACUCCACCUGACAUGUCUUACAGCUGGUACCAUGGGAACAUCACUCGCUCCAAGACAGAGGAUCUUCUCUCCCAGUCUGGCAAAGAUGGGAGCUACCUCGUCCGGGACAGCGAGUCUGUCUGUCGUGCCUAUGCGCUGUGUGUCCUAAACCAGAGCUGCGUGCACACCUACAGGAUCAUACAGAAUGCUGAGCACCAGCUGUCAGUGCAGGCAUCAGAAGGAGUUCCAAUGCGAUUUUUCACUAACUUGGUGGAGCUGAUUGAAUUUUACAGAAAAGAGAAUGUGGGUUUAGUCACACACUUGCAGUAUCCCAUAGAGAAGGAAGAGGAGGGCCCAGAAGAGCCAGAUGAAGAGCAAGAAUCAGCUCCCCCUAAUGUUCCACCCAGAAACUUUACACCAGUUUUAGAAACAAAGGAGUGCCAGACAGCAGUAGAGAGAGCACCAGCUGCAAAUGCAUCACUUCUUCUAUCUGAGACAUUGCUGCAGAGAUUUCAGGACACAGACAGUCGUUGCAUUCCUGAGGAACAUUUGCAAGCAAUCCGUGAUUACUUCAGCCUUCACAUCGUCAGUGACUGUGAAAUGGUACGCAGUGGAUCUCAGAACCUGCCGCAGUUUAAGAAGCUUCUAAUGACACUUUGCACAGGGCUACACAGAGAGCUGUCACGAACAUUGCCAACCUUGGAGUCCUUGCAGACCGCCUUUGAACCCCAGCUUUCUCCUGGAUUGAAACAACGUUCUCCUCUGCCUGGAGAUUCUGCCACAAAUAAUAUGGUCAAUAAACUUACUAAUCUCACCUCCAUGGUCUCCAGCCUGGAAGAAAAGGUAAAAACAGUGUUAAUGGAAGGUGCUGCGGUGAAACAUCGGCGGUCUCUAAUCCCUCCAAUAAUAUUCGAGGUGAAAGCCGAUUCUAUAGGUAUCUCUCCGAAAACACACUUGAAGGUCGAUGUUGAAACUGGGAAACUAAUCAUCAAAAAGUCAAAAGAUGGUCCAGAUGAUAAAUUCUAUCCAAGCAAAAAAAUUCUGCAGUUAAUAAAGUCUCAGAAGUUCCCUAAUAAACUGGUUAUAGUGCUGGAAACAGAGAAGGAAAAGACUCAGCGCAAGGAAUAUGUCUUUGCUGACUCAACGAAACGGGAAGGGUUCUGCCAACUUCUCCAGCAAAUGAAGAACAAACACUCAGGACAGCCAGAACCAGACAUGCUAAGUGUAUUCAUAGGAACAUGGAACAUGGGUGAUGCUCCACCACCAAAGAAUAUUACUCCAUGGUUCCUGUGCAAAGGCCAAGGGAAAACUAAGGAUGACACCGCAGAUUACAUAGAACAUGAUAUCUAUGUGAUUGGAACACAAGAGGAUCCACUAAGUGAGAAAGAAUGGACGGAUAAACUUAUUAAUUCUCUCAGUGAAAUUACAUCAGUUGAAUACAAAGUGAUUACAAUCCAGACCCUGUGGAACAUUCGAAUUGUUGUCUUGGCAAAGUCAGAACAUGCACAUCGAAUCAGCCAUGUGUUUACCAACAGUGUGAAGACUGGGAUUGCCAAUACACUGGGGAAUAAAGGUGCAGUUGGUGCCUCUUUCAUGUUUAAUGGGACAUCGUUUGGCUUUAUUAACAGUCAUCUUACAUCUGGAAGUGAAAAGAAGCUCAGGAGGAAUCAGAAUUACUUUAACAUCCUACGGUUUCUGGUGCUGGGGGAUAAGAAGCUCAGUCCGUUCAACCUCACACAUCGAUUUACCCAUCUUUUCUGGCUAGGGGAUCUAAACUACCGUUUACAACUUCCUAACACCGAAGCUGAGAACAUAAUCCAGAAGAUUAAACAGCAGCAGUAUCAGGAGCUGCUUUCUCAUGACCAGCUGAAUUUGGAGCGAAGGGAGAGCCUGAUAUUUUUUCAGUUCCAUGAAGAAGAAAUCACCUUUCCCCCGACCUACCGCUAUGAGAGGGGAAGCCGAGAACGAUAUUGCUACACCAAACAGAAAGCAACAGGGAUGAAGUACAAUUUACCAUCCUGGUGUGACAGGAUUCUCUGGAAAUCGUAUCCACAGAUGCAUAUUUUAUGUCAGUCUUAUGGGUGCACAGAUGAUAUUACUACAAGCGAUCACUCACCUGUAUUUGGCACAUUUCAGGUUGAAGUAAUGUCCCAGUUUGUCUCAAAAAACAAUCCAGGGAACACAGGUGAUUUGGAAGCUCAGGGACACAUUGAGAUGAUGAAUUGCAAGGCAACUUUGUACACCAAGAGUCACACCAAAUUCUACAUUGAAUUCCAUUCUCCUUGCUUGGAAAAUAUGGUCAAAAGUUCAGAAGCUGAAGACCAGGAGGGAAACAAUGGUACCUUAGUAGUAAAGUUUGGGGUCCUACCAAAGCUAACACCGAUCAUCUCUGACCUGGAGUACCUGCUGGACCAGCACCUAUUGAUUUGUAUCAAAUCCUCUGACACUGACGAGUCUUACGGGGAAGGCUGCAUUGCUCUCAGAACGGAAGAUACAGAACAGCAGUUCCCAUUCUGCACUAUUCUCACCCACCAUGGAGAGGAAACUGGGUUAUUUUGUGGAGAGAUCUGUCUUCCUGCUUGUGGAGGGAAACAAAGGGAGAAGUUAUAUGAUUUUGUCAAGAUUGAAAAGGACGAAACUGUGGCACAAAAACAGCUAAAACAUACUUACAGUCAGUCAAGGAUUAUAAAAAGCAUAUCAGAGAAGUCUGCAAUGAUGGCUCAAAUGCGGGGGGUCCCUGUUUGCCCUUCAGAAACCCAAAAUAGCAUGGAUCACUCUGCAUCUAUAGCAGCCAUUUCCAGCCAGGCAAAGCAGAGUCCCCCUACCACACCACCUGGAUUCAGAGGGAGCGAGCCAAGACAGAAGUCAGGAUCAGCAGUACAGGGAUGUGGGGACACACCAAUUACUCCACCUCCUCGAACUAUAUUGUCCAUUCAGAAAUUCCCCCACUCCAACAGCAACCGAGCUGCUCCAGCUGCCCGUCCACAGGACUCGCUUCGAAUUACAGUUCCAUCUGAUCCACUUGAAAUGGUUGAUAAUCCAUUAUAUGGACCUGUAAACAAUUCUCUCUACCCCCAACCGGCCCAGACUCGAGCUCCGAAAUCUCCUGAACCCAUGGCCCGCACUUCACCUAGCAUUCGCCCACGCUCCAGGACCUGUUCCUCUACAGAAAAGAAGCCCGUCCCUGCAGAAAAAGCUCAGCUGAAAAACACCAUAUCAGCCGCGAACAAUCAGAAUAUCUGCCGACCUGAAGGUGGCCCAGCUCUCCCGAAACCACGUCCACCUGUACCAGCCAAGAACCAGUCCGUGGCUCGUGAUGCUCAGAACAACUAGCCUUAAACAGAUUUCAAUUUAAGACAAAGGAAAUGUCCUAUGAUCCAUUAAUCAAAGCUGUUUCAUUGGUUAAAUAUCAGGAACAGUGAAAUUUUCUACUUGCAUAUAUUAUGUUAACAUUUAAAGCAUUUCAAUCACACAGAAUAAGCCUAAAGCCUCUAUAUUUUCUUAGUCAGACAUCUUCUAGAAUGUAGAUUUAUCAUUUACUGACUGCAUGGAUGUACAGUGCAGGAUGUACAUACUUUACUAAUGCAGGGUCUACUUUUAGGUGCAGAUUUAUCUAAUUCAAAUUUUCAAUUUUUUUUUAUGGCCAAAACUGUGAAAUCCGA
This is a messenger RNA of Xenopus laevis (African clawed frog), 3925 nucleotides long. It is a transcript of the gene inpp5d.S, whose product is annotated as inositol polyphosphate-5-phosphatase D S homeolog. Lineage: Eukaryota; Metazoa; Chordata; Amphibia; Anura; Pipidae. The record is from RefSeq and is a predicted model, not a curated record. The transcript is spliced from 27 exons. Gene Ontology annotation, biological process: negative regulation of neutrophil differentiation; negative regulation of signal transduction; negative regulation of bone resorption. The coding region runs from base 297 to 3596 and encodes 1099 amino acids. Gene Ontology annotation, molecular function: phosphatase activity; phosphatidylinositol-3,4,5-trisphosphate 5-phosphatase activity. Gene Ontology annotation, cellular component: cytosol; membrane; cytoskeleton.